AUGUCCAGAGAUUAUUAUGAAGAUUUAGAAAUAAGCAGAGAUGCAUCAGAUAGUGUAAUUGCUUAAGCUUAUCGUAAACUUGCAUUAAGAUGGCAUCCUCAAAUUAAAGGAAACGAAGAUCAAUAAACAAGAUAUAGUUUCUUUUGCAAAGUAUCUGAAGCUUAUGAAGUUUUGAGUGAUCCUGUGAAAAGAUCUUUUUACGAUAAGUAUGGUGAAGAUAAACUUAAAGAAGGAUUUUUUAAUUAAUAAGCACUUAAGGGCGGAUACAGAUUUGGAGGUAACCCUGAAGAGAUAUUUGAAAAAUUCUUCGGAGCUAUGAAUCCUUUCUAAUAAAUAUAUGAUUCUGAAAAUCAAGAAAAUGUUGGAAGUUUAUUUGGAUAUGCUUUUGGUGCUCAAAACUAAAGUGCUCCUUUACCACCUAAACCUCUACAUGUUGUAGUUGAAUGCACCCUUGCAGAACUUUACAACGGAUGCUCUAAAAAUGUUACUUAUUAAAGAACUGUAUUAAAUAAAGAUGGAAGAACAACAACAGAUAUCAAAGAAUCAAAAAUGGUCGAAGUUAAACCAGGCUAUAAGAAUGGAGAAUAAAUUAAGUACCCUAAAUUAGGAAACGAAGUUGCUGGAUUACCAAAUUCUGAUUUAAUAUUCACAGUUAAGGAAUUGGCUCAUUCUACCUUAAAAAGAAAGGGAAAUGAUUUAAUUUAUUAUCAUAAGCUCAAGUUAAUUGAUGCUUUAUAUGGUAGACCAGUUCACUUUACAACUUUAGAUGGUAGAAAGCUCUUUGUUGCUAUAGAUUAAGUCAUAAGUCCUAGUUACGUUAAAAAAGUGAAUGGUGAGGGUAUGCCUAUUUAUAAUCCUUAAGAAUAUAAAGUAGAAUACUUUGGAUAACCUCCUAAUAAGGGUGAUUUAUAUAUUAAGUUUGAUAUUUAAUUCCCAGCUUAAAUAGAUGAUGAUAAAAGAGCUGAAUUGGAGUAAAUAUUAGGAUAAUAAAGCUAAAUUUAAUGA
Tetrahymena thermophila SB210 is the source of this 1005-nucleotide messenger RNA. Its product is annotated as DnaJ (Hsp40) family B protein. Lineage: Eukaryota; Ciliophora; Oligohymenophorea; Hymenostomatida; Tetrahymenidae. Gene Ontology annotation, molecular function: protein-folding chaperone binding. The record is from RefSeq and is a predicted model, not a curated record. Gene Ontology annotation, cellular component: cytosol. The transcript has 10 exons.